AUGGAUAGAGGGUUUUUCGGCGUGGUCGAUGAUGUAGUCAGACAACCAGGAGCGCUCUUCGCUACCGCGGAGGGCGGUGCUGGUGUUGGUGCUGGUGUUUGUGCUGGUGUUGGCGCUGGUGUUGGUAUUGGUGCUGGUGUUGGUAUUGGUGCUGGUGCUGGUGUUGGCUGGGAUCGAUGGGUUCUGAGAGGAGGGUUUAGCGGUGGUGUAUCUAUACACGGAAGAGUCUGCAGCGAGUGGAUCGCUGUGGAGGUCUGGAUGGAGAUGGGUGAAAGCCGCGCUGGUGAAUAUCAGGGAGUAGAGAAGCGAACUAGUCUAGUUCUCGCGUACUCUCUCCGUGACAACAAUGAUGAAUAUGACAGCAAAGAUACCCCCACCGCAGUCCCUGCUUCCGCGAUGAUGUUGAAGGCAGUUGAGACAGAAAUUGUGCUCCAAGUCCUCAGCCAACUUGUCCUCUACUUCUUUUUCUGGAAGGCAUUCAGCGACAUCUUUGAGGAGCCACAAGAGCCGGAUGAUAAGAACAAAGUCGAACUUUGCAACUCUCCAACCACAGCUUUCAUCAGCCUCAUCUCAUGCUUCAUGCAGAUUGGGAAGCUGGGUGGAGAUGUGGCAGCAAAAUGGCAGCGUGGAAGCAGCAACUUUGCCGACAGCACUCGCGGCUUCCUUCCACAUCGGGCAGCUGCCUUGAUUGACGUGCCCGUAGAGGGGAAAGGAAAGGAAUGGAAAGAGCCACCGUCCAUUUGCCGGAGUAGAGUUAAAACGCACGUUACCGCUCUUGCUCUUGCUCUUGUUAUUGAAUUCACCGUCAUGACCAGCAGCUUUAAGCGCAACCUCGCCGUCAAUCCUUCUACAACGCCACAGCACCACAACACCACAACCAACAGCAAUAGCAACACCAACAUAGCUGCUGGUGUGCCAGUUGCCAAGAUGAAGGACCAUGAAACCCAGAAUGCCCGUGCAUGGGAUGCAGACUCCGUGGCCGAUGAUUUGACUGUAGCUGGUUCAACGGCAGAAGAUCGAGAUGACCGUGACUCCACCCAAGGCGACACCAGACCUCUGAUCGAAUUUGCCUCCGCGGAAAUCUCUCCCCCACCACCUGUACUUCAGUACCCUCAAGGACAGUCGAGUCUUCGCCCCUCUGGUCAACCGGCUCCUCGAUACCCGCCAGGACUUUCAAUUGCCCCCUUGCGCGAACAUCGCUUCCAAGGGAACAACCCUGCCCAACAGCCCAGAAAUGUCCAGAACCACACCACCCCGGGUGGCUUUGAUCGCCUGGCGUACGGCCAUCCGGGCCCAAGAUCAUCUAGUCAAAAUCUUGGCUAUCGUAACACAUCGGGUGUAGAUGUCCAAUUUAACCCUCCACACCGAUUCACCCCAAGCUCAAAGGGCAAGCCACAAAACGCAAACGCAGUUCGCAACCGCCCAGGCUCUAUGCACGGCAAUGCUCAAGUCACUCCAACGAAGACAAGUACUAUGCGCGGCAAUCUCAAAGGCACUUCAACCAAGGCAAGUAAAAAAUACAGCACCACCCAACGCCGGGGUGGUACCUAUUCAGGCGUAGGAAGCGUCCGUACUACUUCAGAGGGCAACAACCAGAACAUCUCUGGAAAGGCUCCAACUCCUGCAGCUCUUGGGCCAGGCCUUACGCAAUCAGCUAGCGUCCCGCAGCUAAGUGGACCUCGAUUCCAACACGGUAGCGAGAUCGGCGGAAGCACGGUUGAUACCCGAUUCUCUCAUAGAAAGAUGGCUAGUACUUCGACUGCUGCUCGCGCUUCCGUCGCAGGAUCGAUCCCCUAUACGCAUGGCUACACUGGGCGACUCCAGAAAGUCGACCUCGUCCCUGCGACUAAAUGGGCUGGACUUCCGAAACUCGAGACAGGAAGAAAGGUUGUCUCGAAGGGGAUGUCAGCUGCGAACCAGCAGGACAGAGGCCAAUUCAUGAAGGCGCCGGCACAGGAGGAACAUUUUGCUACCAUGGCCUACUACCUGUGGCCUCUCCCAAACGAGGGCCCAACCUCUCUUUUGGGGUGGAGAAUGGAGACGUUGAACCCAUUGAGAGUCGAUUAUCGUGUCUUCAUCGAGUCCAACGUCGAAGGUUAUUGCAUAAACAUCAGCUCGCGAGUGCCUGGUCAAGACUUGAAGCCAGUGAUUGAUGGCAUCCGACUUGCUGUACAGCACGCACACGCCAAGAAGAUCAUGGCCACCAACGUGUACUUUGUCGUCCCACCAAAUGGUUCGGCGAUGAAGACAGUUGUCAGACCACGCGAGAGCCGACCCGCCCCCGACAAGUUUGCCAAGUUCUUGGAACUGGCUGGAGACGAUCUGUCGCCAACUGAGAAGAAGGAAUGGGAUGAGGAUCGCGGACGCAAGGUACUGGAGUAUCGCAAAGGCUUCCAAGACCAUCUUAUCAAGAACCUGAAAUUGAUUGAGCCCUUGAAGGGAUGGAUGAGAAUGCGUACCAUGUUUGGCCACGUAGAACUUACCGCAUACUACAAGGGUUUUGCAGCCUCCGCGGUCAGUUAUGAAAAGUUCCUCAAGAUGGUCGGCGAGCCGCGACAGACAGGUACUUUCGACAAGAAAAUCAGAGAUGCGAAGAUUGUCAUGAAGUUGAAAGACGAGAUCGUAAAAUCCGACCACCCCCGUUUCGUUGCAGCUCACGGCAGUACUCAAGACCUCCGGGAUAUCAAGUUCAAGAAUACCGAAGUAAUCUUUCUCACCACGUCGGGUGGCCAAGGCCUUCGUGUAGAGGCAGAAAUUGACAGGGUCUACGAGGACGGGAUCCUGGUAUACCAGAUUGGCUCUGUUCAUCUCUACCGUCAUGACAAGAGCGACAAAGCAAAGACAACGGGAAGAAACAAGUUGAUUCAGAUGACAACGAUUGAUAUCGAGAAGGAAAUCGAUUACAAACUUGACGUGAAGACCGACGAAGAGGUUGUCUCGAUUCCAUCAGGAAUCUAUCAACUCAUCAAAGACUCCAUCUCUGCCAAGUCUGAUGUACGUGAGGAUGAGCUUGGCCUGGAGUAUCCACAAGUGAAGCCUCGUGCGACCUCGCAAAUCCGCAUCGACAAAAUCGUAGUCAGAAGCGAUAUCCAGUAUAAGCUACGGGAUUCCGGCUACAUUGUUGAGAUCGCCAUCUACCGAUCCUGGGCGGGUACGACUAGUACCAGAGGGGAACCGGUCAUGGAGGCAUCUGUGUCGAUGUUUCACCCUCUUUGGGACGAGUGGAUGGAGUCGAUUGAAAACACAAGCAGAUUUCGUGACUUUGGAGGAUCUGGUCUCAACAACCUGUUUCCUAGCAGCCUAGACUGGACGGGCUUGGAGAUAUUUUUUAGAGAGACGACGGCCGUGCAGAGUCUCCUGGUCAAGGCAACCCAACAGAGAGCUUUCCAGGUUCGAGCAGCAGCGCUUGCAGCUGGUGAGGUCGGACGAGAGUGUAUCUGA
Molecule: messenger RNA, 3441 nt
Organism: Drepanopeziza brunnea f. sp. 'multigermtubi' MB_m1
Lineage: Eukaryota; Fungi; Ascomycota; Leotiomycetes; Helotiales; Drepanopezizaceae
Source: RefSeq, a predicted model, not a curated record